Lotus japonicus is the source of this 1688-nucleotide messenger RNA. RefSeq lists its product as uncharacterized. Lineage: Eukaryota; Viridiplantae; Streptophyta; Magnoliopsida; Fabales; Fabaceae. Bases 287 to 1255 code for a protein of 322 amino acids. The transcript is spliced from 3 exons. The record is from RefSeq and is a predicted model, not a curated record.
CAUUGGACACAGAAAAACAUAGUCAAAUAAAUCUCUUGUUCUCUCUCUGUCACUCUUUCUCUCCCUCUCAUUGCACAGUUCUUGCAUCUGCAACUGUAACAAUCUCUCUGGUCGCUACAACCCAAAAUACGGUGUCGUUUUCAGUUCGUUUAACCAUCACCAUUCCCCAUUUUCUCCUUCUUCUUCUUCCAAAUACCGGUUUCUUACUCUAAUCUCCAACCAUAACCAAUACGCUAACACCUUCUUCUUCUUCUUCACCUUCGUUUUCUCUGUCUGCAACCAAUCAAUGGGAAACUGUUUCGGCAAGUCGGAGAAAUUGACGGCGGAGAUUGUACCUCACGGCGGAGCUAGAGUGUAUCCGACGGUGAGGCUAUACGGUUCGCCGAAGAGCAUUCUCGCCGCUUACAUUCGUUUCGCUCUCCUCCACAAGUCCGUUUCGCCGGACUUCGUUCCAUCUGACAACCGGGCUGACCCGGUUACGCUCCAGGUUGGAUCCGAGGUUGUUUCGGGUUCCCGCGAAACGCUGCUCCGGUUCAUAGACGAGCGGUUUCCGAGCCCGCCGUUGGGUGGUGGUGAGGAGGAGGAGGGGGGAACGGCGCCGGUGAUGGUGACGGUGACUAGGCUGCAGCAUAAGAGCAUGUUGUGGCAUGUGGAGAGGGUGUUGAGGUGGGCGGAGGAUCUGGCGGCGCGUGGAGGGAAGAAGGCUGUUGAUCCGUCGGUGGGGACCCCGAAGAUGGAGGUGAGGAAAUUCGCGAGGAGCUACUCCGAGCUGCUGGAGGUGAUGAUGGAACAUGCUCAGAUGGAGGAGACUCUCCUCUUCCCUUUGUUUGAUUCAGCUGAUCGAGGGCUCUCUAAAGCUGCAAAAGAGGAACAUGCUAGGGACCUACCUCUCAUGAAUGGCAUCAAAGAAGUCAUCAAAUCUGUAGGGGUUUUGAACCCUGGGAGCCCUGAUUACCGUGAGGCUCUGUGUAACCUUUCUGCGCGGCUCAAGUUAUUGCAGCGGCAGUGCAAGCUACAUUUCAAGGAGGAGGAAGUGGAAUUACUUCCACUAAUGGAGGCAUUGGAGCUGAGCAAAGAGGGAGAGGAGAGUGCACUGGAGCAAUGUUUUGAUGUGAUGCAAGGAACACAUGGUCGUUUGUUUAAGUUCCUUCUUGAAGGGCUCCGACCUCGUGAUGCUAUGAAGUACUUGGACUUGAUCAGCAAGUGUAGGGACAGAGAACGAAUGGAAUCCAUGCUUCAAAUGAUAGUUAAGUGACUACAGAUCUUGUUAAUGGCUUCAAUUAUUAAGCACACAUGGAUGAGCUGUGAAGCCUGCUUAGUCAAUAGAUGUAAAAUUGAGUUUUUCUUCUUUUUGAUCAAGUCCAUCUUCUCAAGGAAGCACCCAGCACAUGGGUAGAAAGACAAUCUCAUAGUGUACUCUGCUUUUGUGGUAUGGGACAUUGUUCUCGAACCUGUCAGCCUGGCCUUUUGAUUAAGGGAACAGAAAGCAGGAAUAGCAUUUGGAAAAGCAGGGAGCUUUCCUUUUUCCUUUUCCUCAUGAUAGUUUGGAUAAGGUGGUCAUGAAUAUAUUCUCAAGUAAUGUACAUAUGCAAGUGAGUGCUCCCAAAAAAUUUCAAUAGUGCUUGGAGUAUACUAGUUUGCUGGUUUUGAUUGGUAAUACCAUAAUCUGUUGAAAUUUGUUUAACCAA